AUGUGCGUGUGGAUGCUGGUGUGUUCGGGCGGGCGGUACUUCAACGUGGGUCCGCCGUCAUCGUCGCCGUUCCCCCUGGCCGCGUGGACCACCGGCGGACUGCGCGAGCGGUUCGAGAGCGAGACCGAGGACCGCCGUGGCCGCACCACCGCCAUCGCCAGCCAGGCGCACGACAGGCACGACUUUGAUUGGUGCGGAUCGGGCGGCCUCUUCGACGACGAGGACGCCUACAAGGCCUGGCACAUCAAGAGUUGGCAUGAGGGCGAGCCCUGUCGGCAGCUGAGCUGUCCCGCGGCGGCACGAAGUGUCGCCGGCCUCCACGUGUGGCCGCCGGAGCUGGCCGCCGUGGCGGGCUGGGCCAACGGCCACUUCCUCACCCAGGAGGCCGGCGGCCUCCUCUACUUCCACCUGGUCAACGGCGUCGUGCUCUCCUCCUGGCGCAUCGAAUCAAGCGGCGUAGUGCGGGAGUCGUUUUGUCGGGCGCCUUUGUCGCGCCUCACGCCCAGCGAUGUGUUCGCAGCCAACGCCACCGAGCUGCCCUCCGGCCAGAAGGUCAGCGCCCGCUCCCGCCAAGAAACCACCACCGACCAUCACACCCUCCAACUCUGCGCUGUGAUGACCCACGACCAGUUCCUGGCCGGGCUGGCGCAGUGGACGAACCGCGACAAACAGUGCGUGGUGAGCCCCACCGGGGUGCAUGUACUGUAUGACGCCGGGCGCGGCUUCCCGCACGUUCGGCAGUGCCGGGUCUACCACCUGGACGCGGGGUCCGUCGCCCGCUCCAACCGCGAGUUCGUGCUCGACGGCGACGGCGACAAAGUGGCCUUCUUCCCCGCUAGGCGUGCUGGCUAA
This is a messenger RNA of Acanthamoeba castellanii str. Neff, 852 nucleotides long. RefSeq lists its product as uncharacterized. Lineage: Eukaryota; Discosea; Longamoebia; Acanthamoebidae. Bases 1 to 852 code for a protein of 283 amino acids. The record is from RefSeq and is a predicted model, not a curated record. The transcript has 6 exons.